Messenger RNA from Spodoptera littoralis (African cotton leafworm), 531 nucleotides. The record is from the annotation of a GenBank genome assembly. Lineage: Eukaryota; Metazoa; Arthropoda; Insecta; Lepidoptera; Noctuidae.
AAUACUCGUGGAGCCGACAACAUGUGGAGGUGUGUGGUACUGCUGUCUAUCUGUUGUGUGGGGCUAGCUGCGGGGCAGCUGGGACUGGGACUAUUCGGUGACGAUCUAUAUUCACAUCACGCAGCUUGUGGUCCAAACGAAUACUUUGAACAAUGUACACAUGAUUGUCCACCAGAGAAGACAUGUGAAACUCGUAAAUUUAAUAUAAAUUGUCCAGCAGUAGUUACACCCUGUAUCGCAAGAUGUAUAUGUAAAGCGGGCUACUACAGGAAGAGUCCAGGCGGCGAAUGUAUAUCAGAAGAAGAAUGUGGACCAGCUUGUGGUGAAGGCGAGGAGUACAAGGACUGCACAAAUCCUUGUAUCGAUGAGAGCUGUGACGCAAUGGGGAGUCUGAUACCGAACUGCACCGCCCCUGAGCCCUGCGUUCCAGGAUGUGCUUGCAAAGAAGGAUUCUACAAGCUGUAUAACUUUAUAUGUGUACCCAAAUGUUAUUGUCGCCAGUUAAGAGAUACACCUGAAUGCCAAAAUUAG